AUGUCACUGACCCGGGAGGAUUUCGGGCAGGUGUGCAAGGACCACCCCGAGAAUCGGGAACAGCUGCGCAGGCACUUCGUCAGGUACGCGGUCAUCCGGGGCAUCAUCGUCUACGCCCAGCAGAGGCGUGAGCGGACCAUGCAGGCCAUGCAGAAGCACGUUCCCAGCCUGGUCUCGCACGAGUCGCACGGGGCCGAGCAGUACAACCACCACGUCAGGAGAGCGAGGCAUGAGUUGACAAAGAAAACCCUGGAAUGGAAGGGGAACGUCGACUCACUGGAGGCCACCGGCAGCACCGACGGCCUCUGCAUCGAGCAGCGGAUCCCCUCCCUCCGCCGCGGCUUGCCCCAGAGGCUCUCUCCGCGGGGGGCGGCGGCGGCGGUGCCGCCGCUGCUGCUGGGGAGGGAGUGCUCCAUCGGCCGGCAGUGCUCAUUGCGGUCCCUGCACUCGUCGCACACGGCCAUGGCGCACCUCCCCUCGAUCAUGGAGCCGAAGGCCGCGCCGCGGGGGCCCGCCGACGACGACGCCGAGGCCUCCCGCGCGUCGCCGCCGGGGCCCCUCCGGCGGGCGGGCGAGCCGCCGGAGCCCGACGGCGCCGCGGGGCCCUCGUCGGCCCGGGCGCGGCGGCUGUGCGGCAGGGCCCCGCUGGAGGCCGUCGAGGACCGCCUGACUCAGCGCAUUGAGGCAUUGGCGCAACAGGUGUCGCAACUGCAGGCCAGCGUCCAGCUGCUGGUGGCGCAGGGCGCUGGCGUGCCCCCGCCUGGGCCGCGGGACGCCUGCCGCCACCCGCUCCAGCAGGGACCGGACGCGUGCCCCCUGCCUGGGCCUACAGCAGGAGCCCCCGAGAGCUGCAGGGGCGGCGGCUCGGAGGAGGAGCUCUGCAUCGCGGUCUGA
Prorocentrum cordatum is the source of this 894-nucleotide messenger RNA. The record is from the annotation of a GenBank genome assembly. NCBI's taxonomy places the organism in Eukaryota, Dinophyceae, Prorocentrales, Prorocentraceae.